AGAAGAAAAAAAAAUCAUUGAGCCACACCACAAUAUAUGGAAUGAUCGUUGCGAAUUUGAGUUAAUAUCAAACUUCCUUUGCAUACAUAUACUUCAAAUAUAUGUGUGGGUGAUUACGUCAUCAACGGACAGAAAAAAUACUACCUAUAAUUAUAUAUAGACAAACCUUUCAAAAAUUUGUAGAAAACAGUCCUACCGAAGCAAUGGAAUCGUCCCAGUAAGCUAUGGCAUUUUUGCAGCAAUUGGGCAUUCUGUUUGUUUGUGUUGGCAAUGGUAAACACACCCUUUAAAGGCAAAGCUAGGAAGACGUAGCACUAAUUAGCUUUUGCCAUUCUGAAGCAAACUCCACAAACGCCGAACAGACGUUGCAGUUAGCUGUUGCCAUUUGAAUCAAACAGGACACUAGUCUUAUAUAGUUUCUGCAGAGUUGACACCCUACAGAUUAUAAUCAUGCUGAAGAUAACGACUUCUCAUACAGCCUCAAGGUUUUUAUUUUGUCUGUGGGUGCUGUGUGCCAUGUCCCUGCUCUCUGCAGGAUCGCUUGUGAAGUUUGUUUCAGGAAAUAUGAGCCCUGAGUCAACCGGAGGCUGCCGGCUUUGGAACACCAGCCUCGGAUCAAAAGCCACAUGUACUCACCUAGAUCUCAAGUCUGUUCCUCAUGAUCUUCCAAGCAACACAGUAAUACUUGAUCUCUCCUUCAACAAGAUCACAACUCUGUUCAACAGUUCUUUUGCCUAUCUUCCUGAAAUCACUACCUUAGCGCUUGGAAGCAAUGUCCUCUCUAAGCUAGAAAAUGGUACCUUUAAGCCUCUGGCUCAUCUCAGGGAAUUAAGUCUACUCAACAACAGACUAGUUUCUCUUCCAUCAGGUCUGUUUUGCACGAAUCAUUUCCUUUCCACACUCAUUCUAAGUAAAAACAGAUUGUCUUCUAUUCCUAGUGAUGCUCUGCCUUGGUCUAACAGUACCAAGAGACUUGACUUAAGUGCCAAUAAUAUCUCCUUCAUUGAUUCACGUGACUUAAAACCUCUACAGAAUUGUUCACUGGAGAGUCUGCGUUUAGACAGAAAUGCCUUAAGUAGUCUUCCUCCUAACGUGUUCGCAUAUUUGAGCACAGUGAGGAGCUUGAUUCUUUACAAAAAUAAUUUUACAAAAUUUCACCCCUCCAUGGUUUUGGGAGGUACUGUCAUCACAGACCUUCAUAUUGACUCAUGCAAUAUACAUGAAAUCAUUCCAUUGAACAAGUCACAUGUUUCUCUAGGGGAAUGGGGCAACAUCUCUGAAAUAUUUCUUACAGCAAAUAUGAUAAGAAACAUCCCUGACUUUGCCUUUUGGGGUUUUAAUCAGACAAAAAUUAUUACACUUCAUAGAAGCCAGGUUGCUAGUUUAUCAAAUAGAUCUUUUUGUGGGUUAGACCACUUAAUUCAGUUGGAUCUGUCUUACAAUUGCCUCGCAACCAUAAGCUUAGAUAUGUUCUCUUGUAAUAAAAUGUUACAGAAACUGAAGCUUAAUGGGAAUAAGAUUGCGAGGCUUUCCAUCGGCGCAGAAUCAGGCCUAUCCUUACUAUAUCAACUCGACUUGGCGCAUAAUAAUAUUAAGGACAUCGAAAGCAGCGGAAAGAAUGUAACAUUUCCAUCAGUAGAGUACAUUGAUCUGUCUUUUAACAAAUUUACAGGGAUCAGAAGGUUUUUGAUGGAUGGUUAUACUAAUCUGAAAUUUCUGAACAUGUCGAACAAUGACAUCUCCAAUACAUAUUCUCAGAAGUCGUUCAUAAGCUUGAGGCUUCUCCAAGAGCUGUAUCUUACCAAUGAGCAUUCCCAAAACAUCAAUAAGGCUUUUCGCUACCUAGGGGCUCUACGCGUCUUGGAUUUGUCAUUUGCCCCAUUGAAAAUAACCUCCAUAAGUCAAUUCACAAAUACCUCAUCCCUCACCAGACUGAUUAUGCGUGAGAACAGUCUGAGGAGUACAGAUGUGUACCACAUCAAGACUGAAAGCUCUCUGUUUCUUGGCCUAGACUCUUUGGAAAGCCUGGAUCUAAGACAAAAUAAGCUUGACAUGUUAGCACCAGGUACUUUCAACCCGCUGAAAAAACUCAGGAUACUUUAUCUGUCGCAGUCUUCUAUAACAGUUCUGAGCCGGGGUGUUUUUGACAGCCUGACUGCCCUCACGACAUUGGACCUUCGCAACAAUGAGAUCAAGAUGAUACCCGAAUUGCUGCUUCAAACGCAACACCAUCUUGCUGUUCUAUUUUUAAUCAACAAUAAACUUGAAACCAUUCCAAGGAUACUAUUCAAUGAAACCACCUCUCUACACAGUUUGUUCAUCCAGCAAAACAAAAUUACUACCAUAGAACCAAAGACAAUGUUCCCAACAAAGACGACACUGAAACUAUAUGCUUCUGGAAACCCGUUUUCCUGUACGUGCCACUUGAGUUGGUUCGUGAAGUGGCUCCGUUCUGGCAAUGUUGAACUCAGGAAUCGAGAAAAGACUUUCUGCUCGUUAACGUCCAUCAAAGAAGAGGUCAAUUCACCUAUACUUUCAUUCAAUCCUGACCAAUACUGUGGCACUGACAUUGUGAUGAUCACAGGUGUAUCCUUGUCAGUUGUUCUGGUCGUGGCGAUUUGCUUGGUGGCUUACAGGAAACGAUGGUGGCUAAAUUACAAACUCUUCCUCCUCAAGCUAGCUAUUUUUGGCUACGAGGAAAUCAACCAGGACUUGGAUGCCCAGGACUAUGAGUACCAGCUAAACAUCAUGUGCGAUGAAGGUGACGAGGAAUGGGUGGAUCGGAUCAUGAGGCCAAUGCUGCAGGAGAGGUUUCCACAUUUGCAGAAAGUAAUCUUCGGUGACAACGACCUCAACAUCGGGAUGUUCUACAUCAAUGCUCUCCACUACGCCACCGACAACAGUUUCAAGACUGUCUUGUUGAUAAGUUACAACUCUGUAGAUGAUGCCUGGUUCUUGACCAAGCUACGCAUAGCCCUAGAGCACCUCAACGACACCAGACUGGACAAGGUAAUACUGAUUUUCAUUGAGGACAUCCAGGAUGAGGACCUCCCGUACCUGGUUCGGUUAUUCCUGAGUAAGAACAAACCUUAUAUGUUGUGGACGGACGAUGAAGAUGGCCAGGAACUCUUCUGGGCCCAGUUUGAGAAAAGCAUGAGAGCUAAUAAGGCCCUUAACAGUGUUAUUCCCAUUUGACAAGAAUAUUUCCACGACUAGUGAAGAAAAUUAGGAAUAUCUGACUAUUCCGACUUUCUUUAAGACGCAAUGGUACCAUAUACAAAUCGUUCACACUUAUCACUUUUUGAUAGAGUUAUUCCUAUUUAUCUCAAAAGCACGAAGCAUUAAAAACAAUAUUUAAACAAAGUAUUGGAGAAAAAAAUCAUAAACAUACUGUCUACUGGCCAAUGAUAUAUAUUUUUUUAAAUCAAGAUUUCUUUGCACGCGAUCAAUUAUAAUAUUCUUGACUGUGAGAAAGAAAAAAAGGAUCAUAACUAUUGAAACAUAUACAUUUUGCAGUUUGAUAAUAAUGUAUGCAUGUAUAAAGAGUAUGCAAUUGUUUAAAAUCUAUAUUCUAGACUGCACGCUUAUAUUUAUGUUCAUAUAAUUUUAUUUUGUCCGCUCUUACAACAAUCCUUGAUAAUUUUUGCUUAAUUGAUCAUUCUAGAGCCAUAGCUACCAAAGGAAUGGCACACAUUAUGUUGAUCUACAAUACCAAAAUAAUCAAUGUCUUAUCUUUAUAUCAUUUAAUCUCCAAAACUUACAUAUCUGUAUGUCCAGUUACCGUUCUAACUAUUCAAUUCCGAGUCAUGAUUUUGAAAUUUGUGUUAUUCGGCAUGAGUUUGAAAUUUAUUAAAUCUAAUCAUAAUUGAGCCUAUGUCUGUAUCAGUUUUU
Messenger RNA from Strongylocentrotus purpuratus (purple sea urchin), 3891 nucleotides. Its product is annotated as toll-like receptor 3. NCBI's taxonomy places the organism in Eukaryota, Metazoa, Echinodermata, Echinoidea, Camarodonta, Strongylocentrotidae. Gene Ontology annotation, molecular function: protein binding. Bases 451 to 3195 code for a protein of 914 amino acids. The record is from RefSeq and is a predicted model, not a curated record. Gene Ontology annotation, biological process: signal transduction. The transcript has a single exon.